CCCACCACGUAAUCAAUUCAAAAGCGAUCGGUGUGUUGGGCUCCACUUGGCCAUGUUGAUGUCCUAAUCCAAGUAUAUAAUAUAUGGCCCUAAUCGUUCGCAGAUCCCGUACUCGGAGAGAUCGGUCGAUGUACGGCAGAGGCGAACCAACACGUCAAGUUCGGGACAAUCUCCGCUCCAACGGCCUUUAUCUUUUGCUGCCUUUUCGAGAAAAGCAGGGCUGGGCUGGGCUAUCUGGCGCCUUCUUUUGUCUCAUUAUUUCUGGCCAUUCGAUGCAACAGAUUUGUUAUUGAGGACUAAGCUACUUGUAGAGAAGUGUUUAUCGAAAGUUUUAUUUUAUUUUUAAUUUAUUUUUUCAUUUUUUACCUUUUUAAAAGUCCGCCCAUUUUCUCUCUCUCCCCCAUUUUUGCUCUCUCACUCUCCCUCUCCUUUCUUUCACUGUCUCUCCCACGCUCUCCCUCUCAAACUCACUGCUGCAAAGAGCAUCUGCCAUCGCCACUCCCAGCUUCCCCUGCCACCACCGAGAGCACCUUCCGUCGUCGCACCCCCCAUCGCCACGAGCACUUUUCAUUGUCGCCCCUCCUUCCACCGUCGCCCCCCUAAACGGUCAUGCCCCCCAUCUCGCGAGCACCUUCCACUGUCGCCCCCCCCGGUCACGAGGACCGGCGUCCCCCCCCCCCCCCGACUUGCCACCUCUACGAGCACAACCGUCUCGCCUCCCAUCACCACGAGCAUCUUCCGCCGUCGCCCCCCUUCUCUAUAGCUUAAUCCCUAGAUAGAUUGGUUGGAAUACAUGGCGCUGCCAUCUGCCAGUGGGUGUGGGCUGGUGCCAUUCUUUGCUUUCUUCGGGUGAUUUUUGCUUUUCGUUUCCUUUUUAAAUUUCUCAUCUCUUCCAAGUCACGUAACAUCCAUCCCUCCAUUUCUCUCUCUCGCGCGCGCGCGCGCCAAGCUUCGUCAAACCCAUUUAAAAACAGGGGAAGUAUGGGUUCACGUUGGCGCAGUGGUAUGGAUUUCAACAGCAGGCUAUCAUAUGCAACUACAUUUCCCAAGUUCUCCCCAUCUAGAUGAGUGUCACCAGGUUCUUUGGCUUUGCUAAUGGUGGAAUCUAUAAUCAUUUCCCAAGUUUUAUAGGAUUCAAUCUUCAGGCCUUUCAUUGUAAGAGUGAGAUGGAUCCAGAACCAAGGAAGUGUAGAAGAACUGACGGGAAGAAGUGGAGAUGCAACAGGGAUGUUGUUCCCAAUCAGAAAUAUUGUGAGAGGCACAUGCAUAGAGAGUGCCAGCGUUCAAGAAAGCAUGUGACAGCUUCUGUCAUUGCUUCACAACCUGGUACAUCCAUUGAUGCCAGCAAAACCACAUCCUACCCUCUUUCAAUUUCAAGUCCUGUAGAUUUUGAACUUCCUACCCUCUCUUCAAAUCGACACCAACAGUUCUGCUACCGCAUCUCCCACCACCAACUCUGUUAGUGAUAUCAAGAAAGCAUAUGUGAUAGUAUUGUUUGAGAGUUGAGAUAUUAUCCUCUUGUAGCAGUAAGGUUGCUCCACAGCAACCUAAGUAUUACUGUCGUUGCAUAUGUAUUUGUACAAAAUUUAUGGAUUUCUAGAUGUCGAGAUAUUAUUGUAUUUU
Molecule: messenger RNA, 1623 nt
Organism: Diospyros lotus (date-plum)
Lineage: Eukaryota; Viridiplantae; Streptophyta; Magnoliopsida; Ericales; Ebenaceae
Product: growth-regulating factor 12-like
Exons: 2
Coding region: 1065-1463 (132 amino acids)
Biological process (GO): developmental process; DNA-templated transcription
Cellular component (GO): nucleus
Source: RefSeq, a predicted model, not a curated record